Zingiber officinale is the source of this 1667-nucleotide messenger RNA. Its product is annotated as RNA-binding protein L-like. The transcript has 7 exons. The record is from RefSeq and is a predicted model, not a curated record. The coding region runs from base 111 to 1346 and encodes 411 amino acids. Gene Ontology annotation, cellular component: cytosol. Gene Ontology annotation, molecular function: mRNA binding. NCBI's taxonomy places the organism in Eukaryota, Viridiplantae, Streptophyta, Magnoliopsida, Zingiberales, Zingiberaceae.
UCGCUUCCCCUCUCCUCUUCCCUUCCUGCAUCUUCCCUCCCGCUUCUAGGGUUUGGAUUCUUUUUUUCCCCGAUUGUUGGGCUUCGAUUGCGUCCUUAUUCUCCCCAGAGAUGAUGCAGCCGGCGGGAGGGAUGGGCCAGGCUCCGAUCGGCGACCAGCAACCCCAGGGGCAGCAGUGGACCGCGAUGUCGCUGCCUCAGGCGCCGUCGCAGGCGCAGUAUUACCAGAUGCAGGCGCCGCUGAUGUGGAACAACCAGCCCUCGCAGGUGCCCCCGCCUGUGCCGUACCAGGCUCCUCCGUCGGUGCCUAUGAUGGCCCAGCCGGCGUCUGCAGAUGAGAUCCGGACGCUGUGGAUGGGCGACCUGCAGUACUGGAUGGAUGAGGGUUAUCUCUAUGGUUGCUUUGCCCAUACUGGAGAGGUUGUUUCUGUAAAAGUUAUUCGGAAUAAGCAGACUGGGCAAUCUGAGAGUUAUGGUUUUAUUGAGUUUAUAACCCGUGCAGCAGCUGAACGAGUUCUUCAAACUUACAAUGGUCAAAUGAUGCCGAAUGUUGAGCAAACUUUCCGGCUUAAUUGGGCAUCAUGUGGAGCAGGUGAGAGACGUGGAGACGAUGGAUCUGACUACACAAUUUUUGUUGGGGAUUUGGCGGCAGAUGUUACAGAUUACCUGCUACAAGAGACGUUCAAGAAUCGAUAUCCAUCAGUUAAGGGUGCAAAAAUUGUGACUGAUAAGCUUACAGGGCACUCUAAAGGCUAUGGUUUUGUUAGAUUUGGGGACCCAAAUGAACAAUCAAGUGCCAUGUCUGACAUGAAUGGAGUUUAUUGUUCAACAAGGCCCAUGCGGAUUGGUCCAGCUGCCAACAAAAAGACAUUGAGUUCUCAACAAUAUUCUUCUGAUGGUUCUCAUCAGAAUCUUCAAGGAAUUGAAUCUGACAAUGAUCCAAAUAAUACUACUAUAUUUGUUGGUGGAUUGGAUCCAAAUGUCACAGAUGACAUUCUGCGGCAAGCAUUUGGCCUAUAUGGGGAGUUGGUAUAUGUUAAGAUACCUGUAGGCAAGCGUUGUGGAUUUGUUCAGUUUGCCAACAGGGCCAAUGCAGAAGAGGCUUUGAGACAACUAAAUGGAACACCAGUGGGUGGUCAAAGUGUCCGGCUUUCUUGGGGUCGUAGUCCCGCAAAUAAGCAGCAGCCACAACAAGAUCCCAACCAAUGGAAUGGAAACUACUAUGGAUACACUCAAAGCUAUGAGACGUAUGGAUAUGCCCCUACGCUUCAAGAUCCUAAUACAUAUGGAUAUGCUGCCUAUCCCGGGUACAAUUAUCAGCAACAACAGCCACAGCAGCCACAGUGAUUGAUUUUGCCUAUUAAAUGCGCUCAAACAACCAUGUGGUGUCCGGGACCGAAUACUAGCUGAUAAAUCUAGCGGCCUGAUCUGUCAACUAAUUCUUUCAUAAUCUAGACGCAGUCUAGGUGCUGCCCGGUUUAUGAUGCUUAGCUAAGAGCUUUCUUUCAGACGUUUGAACACUAGAUAUUUAUUGACAAUGUAGUAAUAAUUAAUGGGAUCGGAGCCAAGUUGAUUGAUAAGGGAUUACUGAAUCGUACAAUAUUUGUAAUUUCUGUAUCCAGCUUGCGAUGAGUCAUCGUCCACGAAAAGAUUUAUGAAUUGCUUAAA